CAGGGUAGCGCUGGUCGGAUGUGAUUGUCGAGCUUCACUGUAACGAAGCAUCCGUGAUGGCAGAGAGAAAUCACGCCUCCGACUUGGUCUAAUAUGCUCCCUGUGGAGGAAAGCAGAGCGCCACCGGACCUUUCACACCAUGACCACCGGCUUCAGCUCUGCCUCUUGCCGGUUCGCAGAUUAUUUUGUGAUCUGCGGGCUCGACACCGAAAGCGGGCUGGAACCCGACGAACUGUCCGCUUUAUGCCAGUAUAUAGAAGCUACUAAAUUCAGAGAUGGGGCCAGAGGAAAAUUGGCGAGUGCAAACGAAGGUGAGAAUUUUGAGCAGAGUCCACUUCGGAGAACCUUUAAAUCCAAGGUUCUAGCUCACUAUCCAGACAAUGUGGAGUGGAAUCCAUUUGACCAAGAUGCAGUUGGCAUGCUUUGUAUGCCAAAGGGAUUAUCCUUCCGAACACAGGUGGAUUCUCGGGAGCCCCAGUUCCACUCGUUCAUCAUCACCAGAGAGGACGGCUCUCGGACCUACGGGUUUGCUCUCACAUUCUUUGAAGAGGUGACAAGUAAGCAGAUCUGCAGUGCCAUGCAGACUCUCUACCAUAUGCACAAUGCAGAGCAGUACGACAUCCUGCACACCCCCACCUCGCCUCACAGACCGGAGGAGCUGCGGCAGAAACACCUGCAUACUCGUCCAGUGCUCCAUGCUGCUCCUGCAAUCUCCCGUCUGCAGCGCUUCAACUCUUACGACAUCAGUCGUGACACUCUUUACGUCUCCAAAUGCAUCUGCCUCAUAACCCCGAUGGCCUUUGCUCAGGCCUGCAGGAAGGUGCUGCAGCAACUCCACCAGGCUGUCAGCUCACCCCAGCCUCCACCGCUUCCCCUUGAGAGCUACAUAUUUAACAUCCUCUAUGAGGUUCCCUUGCCUCCAUCUGGACGCUCCCUUAAGUUCUCAGGCGUCUACGGGCCUGUUGUCUGCCAAAGGCCGAGCACAGCAGAGCUGCCGCUCUUUGACUUUGCCAUCAGCGAGAUGUUUAACCUGCUGGGGGUGGAGAACGUUCUUCAGCUUUUCACCUGCGCCCUGCUUGAGAUGCAGAUCCUGCUCUACUCACAGCACUACCAGAGGCUGAUGACGGUAGCGGAGAGCAUCACAGCCUUAAUGUUCCCGUUCCAGUGGCAGCACGUCUACGUUCCCAUCCUCCCCGCCUCACUUCUCCACUUCCUGGAUGCACCUGUGCCGUACCUAAUGGGCCUGCACUCUAAUGGACAGGACGACCGCACAAAACUCGAGCUCCCGCAAGAGGCAAACUUAUGUUUUGUAGACAUCGAUAACCAUUUCAUUGAGCUGCCAGAGGAGUUGCCCCAGUUCCCCAACAAGCUCGAGUUUAUCCAGGAGAUCUCAGAGGUGCUCAUGUCCUUCGGUGUGCCUCCGGACGGAAACGUUGCCUCCAGCGACAACCAGGCCAAGUACAGAGGUUUCCGAUCGGUUGACAUGGUGUCUGACAAGCGCAAUGGAAACCUGGCUCCUCCAGUCAACUCCUUCCUAUUGAGGGAAAAUGAAACUAUCGCCAGACUGCAGGCUAUUGUCAAGAGGACGGGGCUGUCUGGCAUUGAGACGUUGGAAGUUCGGGAAGAUGCCAGCAGCAAUAAAGACAUUCGGUUCCAGUGUGAUGAAGAAGAGCUGAAAAUGCACCGCAUCAACAUCCAUGUACGCGAGGUGUUCGCGAACCGCUUCACGCAGAUGUUCGCCGACUAUGAGGUGUUUGUCAUCCAGCCUAGUCAAGACAAAGAGUCCUGGUUCACUAAUCGGGAUCAGAUGCAGAACUUUGACAAGGCAUCUUUCCUGUCUGACCAGCCCGAGCCCUACCUGCCUUUUCUGUCACGCUUUCUGGAAACACAGAUGUUUGCGUCCUUCAUUGACAGCAAGAUCCUCUGUCAUGAUGAUGAGGAGCGUGAGAAUUCAUUGAGAGUCUUUGACACCCGUGUGGAUAAGAUCCGCAUGUUAAACGUCCGCACCCCCACUCUGAGGACUUCCAUGUACCAGAAGUGCACAAACAUUGAAGACUCAGAGAAAGCCAUUGAGAUGAGGGUGGCCAAGAUUGACCACACAGCUCUGCACCCCCACCUGCUGGACAUGAAGAUCGGUCAGGGACGAUACGAGCAAGGUUUCUUCCCACGACUGCAGUCGGAUGUUCUGUCCACUGGACCCAUUAGCAAUAAAUGGACCAAAAGAAGCGCUCCUGCUCAGUGGAGGAAGCGGGAUCGGCAAAAGCAGCACACAGAGCACCUUUGUCUUGACAAUGACCAGAGAGAGCAUGUAGAUUGCAUGUUUCGGGAGCUGCAGCUCCUGCUCUUUCUAGACUACUACUGGUUCUCGCAGUCCUUCAGCCCCUGUUUAAAGUCGGUGACUGUGGAUGUGAAAUACAUCCAAGAAGCCAGAAACCUGGGCACAACCAUCAGACAGCCCAAACUGUCCAACCUGUCGCCAUCUGUUAUCGCUCAGACCAACUGGAAAUUUGUUGAAGGUCUGCUGAAGGAGUGCAGGAACAAGACGAAGCGUAUGCUCGUGGAGAAAAUGGGGCGAGAGGCGGUGGAGCUGGGUCACGGAGAGGUCAGCAUCACUGGUGUGGAGGAGAACACUCUGAUCGCUAGUUUGUGCGACCUGUUGGAGCGAAUCUGGAGUCAUGGGCUGCAAGUUAAACAGGGCAAAUCCGCCUUAUGGUCCCACUUGCUGCACUAUCAGGAGAGCAAAGAAAAGAAAAAUGCAACUCCUUCUGGUCUUGGUCCCCCAGGCUUUAUUCAUGAUCCUGAAAGACGAAAAUCUGACGGCGGUGGAUCGGCCAUGCCUCCUCUGAAAAUCUCCCUCAUACAGGACAUGAGACAUAUUCAGAAUAUAAGCGAAAUCAAGACGGAUGUGGGCAAGGCCAGGGCGUGGGUCCGCCUCUCCAUGGAGAAGAAGCUUCUCUCCAGACACCUGAAGCAGCUGUUGUCUGAUCUUGAGCUUACAAAGAAACUGUACAAGCGGUACGCCUUCCUGCGAUGUGACGAUGAGAAGGAGCAGUUCCUCUACCAUCUUUUGUCUUUCAACGCUGUGGAUUAUUUCUGCUUUACCAACGUUUUCACCACCAUUAUGAUCCCCUACCAUGUAGUGGUGGUUCCCAGUAAGAAGCUUGGUGGCUCCAUGUUCACAGCCAAUCCUUGGGUGUGUGUCUCGGGCGAGCUGGCAGAAACAGGGGUUCUGCAAGUCCCCAGGAAUACUCAGGAUAUCACUUUUGAGUGCCAGAACCUCGGAAAACUGACCACAGUCCAGAUGGGUCAUGACAACACCGGACUCUAUGCAAAGUGGUUGGUGGAGUGUGUUAUUGUCCGCAACGAGAUCACAGGUCACACAUACAGGUUUCCUUGCGGCCGGUGGUUGGGCAAAGGCGUUGACGACGGCAGCUUGGAGAGGAUCCUGGUCGGAGAGCUGAUGACGCCAAGUGCAGAGAACGAUGAGAGGAUGUGUCGAACGCCUCCGAUGCAGCAGUCCCCGGGAAUGAUGAGGCGCUUUGUGACCAUUUCGCCAAACAGCAAGCCAAAGUUAAAUACAGGUCAAAUCCAGGAGGGAGUGGGAGAAGCCAUCAAUGGAAUAGUGAAGCACUUUCACAAGCCUGAAAAGGAGAGAGGCAGUUUGACUCUCCUCCUCUGCGGGGAGUACGGCCUUGUCUGGGCUCUGGAGCAGGUUUUCCAGCACGGGUUCAAAUCCCCUCGCCUCUUCAAGAAUGUCUUCAUCUGGGACUUCUUGGAGAAGGCACAAGUGUACUUUGAAAGUGCGGAGCAGCGCGAGGUGGUGCCGGACGAAAACUGGCAAAGCCGAGUGAGACACUUCUGCCGCUUCAUGCGAGCCAUAAACAACACGUCAAGAAACAUUGGCAAGGAUGGAAAGUUUCAGAUGCUCAUCUGCCUCGGAGCAAGGGAUCAUUUGCUGCACCACUGGAUUGCUCUGCUCGCAGACUGUCCGAUCACGACUCAGAUGUACGAGGAAGCCGCGCUCAUGAAGGACCGCUCACUGGUGAACUCUCUGAUCAGAGUACUUCAGACUCUGCAGGAGUUCAACAUCACUCUGGAGGCGUCUCUUGUCAAAGGUGUUGGGAUCUGAACCAAAUGAAACAGAGGAAGAGGAAAUGCUCUCCAGACCAGGAAGGAAAGUGACACUUUGUAUGAGGAAGCAGGCAUUCAUCUGAGGAAUCUUUUGGCUUACAUUAAAGCUACUGUUACUUUGCCAUAUAUACUGUACAUGUAUAUAUAUAUAUAUAUAUAUAUAUAUAUAUAUAUAUAUAUAUAUAUAUAUAUAUAUAUAUAUAUAUAUAAAGUGCAAUGAGCCUUCAAGAUAUGUUACUAUUUUUAUUCUCAAAGAUGUUGCCAUUAGGUGUUUAAAUAUGAUUUAUUAUUAUUAUUAUUAUUACGACUGAUCCUAAAAGCCACAAAAAGUUGUGCUGACGUUUUAUUGAAAGCUUGAUAUUUUCUUUGUGACAGUGAACUGCUGACUGUGGUGAUACUCAAAGCAACACUGGGGAUCAAAACUGUUCAUAUAUUUUAUUAAAGAAAAUCAAUAUUAUUUUGUAAAUUCUGUUGCUCACUUGCUCUGUCGUCAACUCAGAAACCAGUGUCAUAUCGCAGAGCUUGAAGCAAAGGUGGUAUGCUUUAUAAGUAUGUGUACGAUCGGGGAGCUGAGGCAGAGGCUACGACACGUCUGCCUUCUCCUGGAAAAUAUUUUACAUGAAAUAGUUUCAUACUUCUCGUGAACAUGACUGUUUUUGCAUGAUUUUGAGAAUGAGAGAUUCUAGCUGGUUCCCGGUGAUCACACUCUAGUAUUCUUUUUGAAUAUAACAAGUUGUUUUUGCUCCAGCUCUUCAAGAGAAUAUGUGGCUCUGUCCUCUGAACAAAGCUGUUUGCAAUGACGGCCUUUAUGUAAAUAGCCCUAAUCCAACCCUCUUUCGACCAUCAUCAUGCUCCUUACACUAUAUGUGUACGAUACCGUAUCUGUUGCCUCCUCAUGCUUAACAGUGACCUCUCUCUCUCUAACCGCCACAUAAGAAGCAAAGGACUAUUUUCUCUAUUUUUUUGUUGUCAUGGUUUCUUGCUAUGCAAUACCCAAGUUAAACAUUUUAACCCUGCAAGUUUCAUCUAGUCUCUCAUUGAAUGAUCCAUUUGACUUAUCAAUGUGGAAAGAUUGACAUAUGAGCGACUUAUUUCUGUGCCAACAUCUGGAAUUUGUGUACAACUCCCACAUGAGAAUACUGGAGGAAAAAAAAUCUAUAUAUUUUUUUUCCAAUUCUGUUGUACAUUUGUUGACAUAGGUGUAUAAUGUAGUGUUUAUGAAGUGAAACAUGUACAGUGUAAAAAUAUCUGAAGAAUAAAGCGUCUGCAAUGUAUUAUGGUGAAUGU
Messenger RNA from Synchiropus splendidus (mandarinfish), 5418 nucleotides. RefSeq names its product DENN/MADD domain containing 5A (gene dennd5a). NCBI's taxonomy places the organism in Eukaryota, Metazoa, Chordata, Actinopteri, Syngnathiformes, Callionymidae. The coding region runs from base 140 to 4129 and encodes 1329 amino acids. Gene Ontology annotation, molecular function: guanyl-nucleotide exchange factor activity; small GTPase binding. The record is from RefSeq and is a predicted model, not a curated record. The transcript is spliced from 24 exons.